AUGAGAUACCUGUCAACGCUCGCGGCAAUUGCAUUGAGCUUCGGCUCUGCUCAUGCUUGGGGAUGGAAUGGAGGUGGUGAUGACGGUGGCAACUCAGGAUCCAGCUCUGGCUCUUCAGGUUCAUCUGGUUACGGAUCAGGCUCAUACGGAUCUUCCGGCUCAGGGUUUGGUCCCGGCUCUUCAGGCUUCUCAAUACCAUUCGGUGGUGAUUUCGAAAAAGCUCAACGCGCUAUGAUCGCCCAUGGUGUUCUUGCAGCGCUAGCCUUUGUCGUAUUCUUCCCCUUUGGAGCUAUCAGUAUCCGUUUGUUCAGCUUCCCAGGACUUCUUUGGUUCCAUGCCAUUGUUCAGGUGCUCGCAUAUCUCGUCUUCAUCGCGGCAUUUGGACUUGGUAUCUAUCUUGCCACUCAGAUCCCACACAUGCUCACCCAAGCUCAUCCGAUUAUCGGUAUCGUGCUUUUCAUUCUGAUCUUCUUCCAGCCAAUUCUUGGUUAUAUGCAUCAUCGUCUCUUCAAANAGUACAAGCGCCGCACAUUCUGGUCUUAUGCUCACAUCUGGCUUGGACGCAUCAUCAUCACUCUAGGCAUAAUCAACGGUGGCCUCGGACUGGAUCUCGCGCACAACACUCGCAAGGGUGAGAUUGCUUACGGUGUCGUUGCUGGUAUCGUCUAUCUUAUCUACAUCAUCAGCAUCUUUGUCGGCGAGGCAAAGCGAAGAAGAGACAGGAAAGCGGCUAUCCGUGCCGAGGCAGAGCCAAAGAGAAGCGAUAGUGAUUCAAACGACUCUCGUACGCCGGGACUCAGGACAAAUUACUAUGCUUAG
This is a messenger RNA of Aureobasidium musti, 819 nucleotides long. The record is from the annotation of a GenBank genome assembly. Lineage: Eukaryota; Fungi; Ascomycota; Dothideomycetes; Dothideales; Saccotheciaceae.